This is a messenger RNA of Helianthus annuus (common sunflower), 1452 nucleotides long. RefSeq lists its product as uncharacterized. The coding region runs from base 1 to 1452 and encodes 483 amino acids. Lineage: Eukaryota; Viridiplantae; Streptophyta; Magnoliopsida; Asterales; Asteraceae. Gene Ontology annotation, biological process: telomere maintenance; DNA repair. The record is from RefSeq and is a predicted model, not a curated record. The transcript is spliced from 3 exons. Gene Ontology annotation, molecular function: DNA helicase activity.
AUGAGACUUCCGUUCCAUCUACCUGGCCAACAACCUGUUGUUUUCGGUCCUGAUGAGGAUAUUAACUAUGUUCUAAACAAACCAUCUGUUAAAUCUUCAAUGUUUCUCUCAUGGAUGGAACGUAAUAAAGACCCAAAUGACACGUUGGCCCGUACACUUACAUAUGUUCAGUUUCCCAAUUUUUAUGUUUGGAAGCUUGAUAAGCGCGUAUGGGAACCUAGACAAAGGAAAACAGCUAUUGGCAGGAUUCAUUCCGUACCUCCGUCACUUGGUGAAGCUUAUUUUUUGAGAAUUCUUCUUAACAAGGUCAGAGGACCAACAUCGUUUGAUGACAUUAAAACAGUUAAUGGUCAUGUUUACGAUACAUAUAGAGAUGCUUGCUACACGCUCGGUCUUUUGGAUGAUGACUCCGAGUAUGUGGAGGCAAUAAAGGAAGCAAGUUUAUCAGGAAGCGCUUCAUAUAUUCGUAAUUUAUUUUGUACCAUGCUGUUAUCCAGUAGUCUUUCUAGACCUGAGGUUGUUUGGGAAAGUUCAUGGAAAUACAUGACAGACGAUUUUUUAUAUAGACUUCAGAAAUACCAUCGAGUUACAGCGUUAUCAAUUCCGGAGCACCAACUGAAAAACUAUGCUUUGUGCGAGAUUGAGAAGUUUUUACUGCGAAAUAAUUCAUCCUUGCGAAGAUUUCAAACAAUGCCAUUUCCAGAUAUGUCAUCUUCAGGCAGUUCAGAUAGUCGUUUGAUAUUCGAGGAGCGGGCGUAUGAUAUAACACAUCUUGGAAAUCUCUACGAUAGUCAGUUGACAAUGUUAACUGAUGAACAACGCUUUGUCUUUGAAGAAAUUAUGGCAGCAGUGAAUGGUGAUAACGGUGGGAUUUUUUUCCUUUACGGCUAUGGUGGAACAGAAAGUGACGUGUCUAAAUUACUGCAUGAGACGAAAUUAAUAAUUUGGGAUGAAGCACCUAUGGUACACAAACAUGCAUUCGAAGCGCUGGAUAGAACAAUGAAUGACGUUUUCAACAUCGACCCAUCUCUCAAUUCAGACAUCAGGUUUGGAGGUAAGGUAAUUGUUUUUGGUGGCGAUUUCAGACAAAUAUUACCUGUCGUUCCAAACGGUGGAAGACAAGAGAUUGUUAAUGCCUCCUUAUGUUCGUCUUACUUGUGGAGUAAAUGUAAAUUGCUAAGAUUAACAAGAAACAUGAGGUUAACCGUUGGAAGGUCGACGGAAGAAAUUGAAGAAAUAAACAGUUUUGCCAAAUGGCUUUUGGAUUUGGGUGAGGGUAAUGUUGGUGGUCCAAAUGAUGGGGAAGCAACUAUUCAAAUACCACAAGAUCUUCUGAUUACUGAUGAAUCUGACCCAAUUGCAAGUUUAAUUGAUUUCGUUUAUCCAUCAAUCUUGCAAAACAUCAACAACCAUAAUUAUUUUAGUGAGCGCUAUACUUGCACCGAAGAAUGA